AUGCAGGUGCAACAUCAGAAAUUUCACAUUGGAGAGAGACCCUAUGAAGGCCCAGAAUGUAGUCAUGAGAAUAUCCACGUACGGGAGGAGCCGUACAAAUGUGUGGAGUAUGGGAUGUGCUUUUCUGAAAAACACAACCUUAGGAAACAUCAGAGGCUCCACACAGGAGAGAAACUAAAACCCUAUAGAUGUAUAAAAUGUGACUUAUGCUUUCGUCGAAAGUCAGACCUUCUUACACAUCAGAAAAUCCACACGGGAGAGAAACCCUAUCAGUGUCUGGAAUGUGGGAAUUUUUUUUGUCAGAAAUCCACCCUCAGAAACCACGAGAGAAUUCACACAGGGGAGAAGCCUUACAAAUGUUGGGAAUGUGGAAAGAGCUUUUCUCAGAACGCAAGUCUUUGGAUCCAUGAGAAGGUUCAUGCAGGAAUAAAAUCGUACAAAUGCUUUGAGUGUGGGAAAUGUUUCACCCAGAGUUCAGGUCUUCGGACUCAUGAGAAAAUGCACAGAGGGGAGAAAAAGGAAAAGUGCCUGGAAUGUGGGAAAUGUUUUUCCCGGAAAUCAAACCUGAUGCGACAUCAGAGACUUCACACCGGAGACAGACCUUAUGAAUGCCCAGAAUGUGACAAACGAUUUACGUUUUCUUAUGAACUUCGGAGACAUCAGAAGAGGCACAAAGGAGAGUUACGCUAUAAAUGUGUGGAGUGUGGGAAAAGUUUUAGUUUCGUAGGAGAGCUUCAGAUUCAUCAGAGAAUCCACACAGGGGAAAAACCAUACAAAUGUGGGGAGUGUGGGAAAUGUUUUUCACAAAAACAACACUUUAUAAGGCAUCAGAGGCUCCACACAGGAGAGAAGCCAUACAGAUGCAUAGAAUGUGGAAAAUGUUUUACUCAAAAGGGAGACCUUUGGAAACAUCAUAAAACCCACACAGGGGAGAAGCCAUAUCAAUGCAACGAAUGUGGACGCUUCUAUCGUACCUCAUCCGACUUUAAAAGUCAUGUGAAAAUUCACACAGGGGAAAAAAAUUACAAAUGUUUAGACUGUGGGAGAACAUUUGCUCAUGCGUCUUCCCUCAGAGACCACAGCCGAAUCCAUACAGGAGAAAAGCCCUAUAAAUGCUCGGAGUGCGAUAAAUGUUUUUCUCGGAAAGAUACUCUUGUGAAACAUCAGCGAACCCACACUGGAGAGAAACCAUACAAAUGUCUGCAGUGUGGGAAAUGUUUUAUAAAAAUUUCACACCUUCUUACCCAUCAGAAAAUCCACACAGGAGAGAAACCCUAUCAGUGUCUUGAAUGUGGGAAAUUUUUUUGUCAGAAAGUCACCCUCAGAAACCAUGAGAGGCUUCACACAGGGGAGAAGCCUUACAAAUGUUGGGAAUGUGGAAAGAGCUUUUCUCAGAACGCAAGUCUUUGGGCCCAUGAGAAGGUUCAUGCAGGAAUAAAAUCGUACAAAUGCUUUGAGUGUGGGAAAUGUUUCACCCGGAGUUCAACUCUUCAGAGUCAUGCGAAAACGCACAGAGGGGAGAAAAACGAAAAGUGCUUCGAAUGUGGGAAAUGUUUUUACCAGAAAUCACACCUGAUGCGACAUCAGAGACUUCACACCGGAGACAGACCUUAUGAAUGCCCAGACUGUGGGAAACGAUUUAUGUAUUCUUCUGAACUUCGGAGGCACCAGAAGAGGCACAAAGGGGAGAAACCCUAUCAAUGUGGGGAAUGUGGGAAAGGUUUUGUUACACAAAGAGAGCUUCAGCUUCACGAGAGAAUCCACACAGGGGAAAAACCAUACAAAUGUGGGGAGUGUGGGAAAUGCUUUUCCCUAAAACAACACCUUGGAAGCCAUCAGAGGCUCCACACAGGAGAGAAACCAUACAGAUGCCUAGAAUGUGGAAAGUGUUUUACUCAAAAGUCACACCUUCUUACCCAUCAGAAAACCCACACUGGAGAGAAACCUUAUCAGUGUCUUGAAUGUGGGAAAUUUUUUUGUCAGAAAGUCACCCUCAGAAACCAUGAGAGGCUUCACACAGGGAAGAAGCCUUACAAAUGUUGGGAAUGUGGAAAGAGCUUUUCUCAGAACGCAAGUCUUUGGGCCCAUGAGAAGGUUCAUGCAGGAAUAAAAUCGUACAAAUGCUUUGAGUGUGGGAAAUGUUUCACCCGGAGUUCAACUCUUCGGAGUCAUGCGAAAACGCACAGAGGGGAGAAAAACGAAAAGUGCCUCGAAUGUGGGAAAUGUUUUUACCAGAAAUCACACCUGAUGCGACAUCAGAGACUUCACACCGGAGACAGACCUUAUGAAUGCCCAGACUGUGGGAAACGAUUUAUGUAUUCUUCUGAACUUCGGAGGCACCAGAAGAGGCACAAAGGGGAGAAACCCUAUCAAUGUGGGGAAUGUGGGAAAGGUUUUGUUACACAAAGAGAGCUUCAGCUUCACGAGAGAAUCCACACAGGGGAAAAACCAUACAAAUGUGGGGAGUGUGGGAAAUGCUUUUCCCUAAAACAACACCUUGGAAGCCAUCAGAGGCUCCACACAGGAGAGAAACCAUACAGAUGCCUAGAAUGUGGAAAAUGUUUUACUCAACAGGGACACCUUUUGACACAUCAUAAAACCCACACAGGGGAGAAGCCACAUCAAUGCAUCCAAUGUGGACAAUGUUAUUCUACCACAUCAAACCUUAGACGUCAUGUGAAAAUUCACACAGGGGAAAAAAACUACAAAUGUUUAGACUGUGGGAGAACAUUUGCUCAUUCACAUUCCCUUAGAAACCACAGCCGAAUCCAUACAGGAGAGAAGCCCCAUAAAUGCUUGGAGUGCGAUAAAUGUUUUUCUCAGAAAGGUAAUCUUGUGAUACAUCAGAGAAUCCACACUGGAGAAAAACCAUAUAAAUGUCUGGAGUGUGAGAAAUGUUUUGCCCAUCCUUCGUCACUUCGCAUACACACCAGAAAUCACACAGGAUAGUGGCCUUAUAAGUGAGAAAGCUUUUCAUUGUAAAUCAGAGUUAAAAAUGCAUCCGGAUGUCCAUAGCAGAGA
This is a messenger RNA of Protobothrops mucrosquamatus (brown spotted pit viper), 3021 nucleotides long. Its product is annotated as zinc finger protein 208-like. Gene Ontology annotation, biological process: negative regulation of transcription by RNA polymerase II. The record is from RefSeq and is a predicted model, not a curated record. The transcript has 7 exons. Gene Ontology annotation, molecular function: DNA-binding transcription repressor activity, RNA polymerase II-specific. NCBI's taxonomy places the organism in Eukaryota, Metazoa, Chordata, Lepidosauria, Squamata, Viperidae. Bases 1 to 2949 code for a protein of 982 amino acids.